GCGGGGCAGUUUCAAGGCUCACCAACCGCGGGGCAGUAGGCGGCAUGGGUUCCAGCUGUUUCUGGGGAUCCACCUUUCGCUCUUUCUUAACCGUUGUAGCCCGUGCACACGCAUUUCCACGCCUCUCGGUAUGUUCGGUAAAGGUCACCACUCACCGACGGUGAGGAAGCUGGACAAUUUUUUGGCCCCAUUGACCAGACCCUGUCGACAAUCGCGACUCCAACCAGCUCAAUUGACACCCCUCCCGCCAAACUCACCUCCGCCAUAUUUUGAUGACCCUUGCGGAAAGAGAGGUUCAAGUGAGACCAAAAAGGCGGUUCCCGUUUCUUGGUGCGACAGUUAAUGAGGGACUCGUUCCCAGGGGCUUGAUUGCUUCACUUUUCUCAAAGAACCUCAACACAAACCCGCCACAAUGUCUCAAACUAUAGGCUCUACCCGCCUUGCCUACUCAAGAGUAUGGCACCACAUCUCCGCCUCGGCCCCCCACCCAACCCUCUCAACCGUCAAGUCCCCCCGGGAAGCUGUCACCCCCCCAUCGCUCGGCCGUCUCGCCUCCCGUAUCGCUAUGAUCCUCAUGGGCAAGCACAAGCCCAUCUGGGACCCCUCCACCGACUGCGGCGACUAUGUCGUCGUCACCAACUGCGCGGCGCUGUACACCACCGGUCACAAGAAGUGGAGGAAGACAUACUACCGCCACAACACCAGACCGGGUUCGCUGAGGACGAUUACGAUGGAUGUGCUUAUGGAUAAGUUUGGCGGUGCCGAGGUGUUGAGGAAGGCGGUUAGUGGCAUGCUGCCCAAGAACAGGUUGAGGGACAAGAGGCUGGCGAGGUUGAAGGCUUUCGAGGGGGAUGCCCAUCCGUAUAAGGAGAAUAUUAUCAGGUUUGGGGGGAAGAAGGUUGGCCAGACUGGGUGGGAGGAUAUUGUGAAAGCGGUUAGGGAAGGUGAUAAGGCUACGAUCCCGUCAUGAAGGGGUUAAGGCGCGGUGAUGGGUUGUAACGAUAGAGUAUAAAAUCACGGAAUGGAACUGGGUUUGGUAUACGUGACGUUGAAGGCUACUGAUGGCUGGUUUUUCUGAAAUUCAGAUAUCUGUAUUUGCACGGUAUGGGAUUGCCAGGGGGCGUAAAGUU
Podospora pseudocomata is the source of this 1130-nucleotide messenger RNA. RefSeq names its product 54S ribosomal protein L23, mitochondrial (gene MRPL23). The record is from RefSeq and is a predicted model, not a curated record. Bases 413 to 970 code for a protein of 185 amino acids. The transcript has 2 exons. Gene Ontology annotation, molecular function: structural constituent of ribosome; mRNA binding. Gene Ontology annotation, biological process: negative regulation of translation; translation. NCBI's taxonomy places the organism in Eukaryota, Fungi, Ascomycota, Sordariomycetes, Sordariales, Podosporaceae. Gene Ontology annotation, cellular component: ribosome; mitochondrial large ribosomal subunit.